AUGAUGGAAUUAAAUAGAACGCGCAAAGGGCCGCUGCCUGGAGGUCGCCAGGGCGCGUCUGGAGCUGGCGCUGGACGCGACAGCAUGCGAACCGCCAGCCGAGCGCGAGGUGCUGCACGACCACCCAGCAGCCCCUCGCAUCCAUCAUCCCCACAAGCUGGCUUGGUGUCGGCAGGGUCUUCGCGGGCCCAGCAAUCGGCACCCGCCUCUGGUGGAGUACGCCGCAUGCGUUGGACAACCCAGAUGAACAGCAACGCAUUGCGGGCGUAUUUUAGGGCGAAAGGGGGAGAAACUGGAGGUUUUGCGUAUCGGGCAAGGAUGCAUCGACUUUUUGCUGAGCUGGAGCCAUCUGUAACCGUCACCGAGCAAAACCUGGCAGACCGAGUUCGGUAUAUCUUGCGCUCAAAUACAUUUGAUGUUACCGAACUCGAACGGCUACGACGUGAGGCUGUUCCUUCAUUGGGUGAAAAUGCUGCGGCUGAGGAUGCGGCGCCACAACUUGCUGAGCAAACGGCAAAUGUAGAUGCCGCCGUGAACACGCCAGUUGUGGUUGAUUCAGACGAUGAUGGAACAGUCGCCCAGGAACUGGAACUAGAGCAAAUGAGGAGUACAUUGGAAGAGGCGAUUGUGGAAACGCGCAGUACGCCUCUCGAAAAUCGACCGCGACUUCCCCGCUUAGCCCUAAGCAAGCGGAAUCGGGCUGUCGUGAGGGCUCUGAACCCAAUGCUGGUUACCUAUUUGGAAGCCAGCCAGGACCUUUGCGAGACGGACUCAAUUCUUUUUGGCGCCGCACUGGCAGUCUGCCGUAUUAUAGGCGCCAAACUUUCCACGGCUGGACGCGCUACUGGACAAAGUAGUGCUAUCCCAGCCUGGAGAAUAAGAAUUGAAGAACGUAUCGCAAAGGCUAGGGCCCUCAUCGGCAGACUGAUAUGCUUCAGGUCAGGCAAUACCAGGCCAAGGAUUGUGCGCACCGUCAGGAUGGCGUUUGCUGGGACAAAUGUUAGUUUGUCCCAGCCGGAUAUAAUGCAAAAACUGACGGAGCGCAUAGACGACCUGAAGCAAAGAAUCGCUGCUUAG
Molecule: messenger RNA, 1077 nt
Organism: Parnassius apollo (apollo)
Lineage: Eukaryota; Metazoa; Arthropoda; Insecta; Lepidoptera; Papilionidae
Source: the annotation of a GenBank genome assembly